This is a messenger RNA of Tetrahymena thermophila SB210, 1761 nucleotides long. RefSeq names its product kinase domain protein. The transcript is spliced from 21 exons. The record is from RefSeq and is a predicted model, not a curated record. Gene Ontology annotation, cellular component: nucleus; perinuclear region of cytoplasm; cytosol. Gene Ontology annotation, biological process: nucleocytoplasmic transport; activation of GTPase activity. NCBI's taxonomy places the organism in Eukaryota, Ciliophora, Oligohymenophorea, Hymenostomatida, Tetrahymenidae. Gene Ontology annotation, molecular function: GTPase activator activity; small GTPase binding.
AUGAGUAUAUAUAAUUUAGAUAAAUUUAAAUCUCUUAAAAAAGAGCUAUGUCAAAAACUAAAUCUGAUUUUAAGUUGGAAAAGAAUAGGAGACUUAUGUGCAUCUGAGUUAUAGUCUGGUUUACCAGAAUGCGUCAAUUUAACUUAGUUAAACCUACAACUAGAGAUGAACGAAAUAAGAAAUGAUGGAAUCAGUGAAAUUAUAAACUCUAUUGCUAAUUGCUAGAAACUGGAAUAAAUCAGCAUUAAUUUAAGUCACAACCUUAUUGGAGUUAAAGGUGCUUAAAAUCUAGGAAUAGGACUUUCUUUGUGUCCAAAUGUUUAUGAUAUAUCUUUAAACUUAAACAAGAAUUAAAUUGUCUAAAAUGGAGCUAUAGGCAUAUGUAAAGGGCUUGCAUAAUGCAUUAAUCUUUAAAAUUUAUAGUUAAUUUUGAACAAUAAUAGUGUUCAAGACGCAGGAAUUUAUGGUUUAGCUUAAGAAUUAGCUAAAUGCUAAAAUUUAAUUAAACUUAAUUUAUCUUUAAAGUAUAAUUAAAUCAAGAAUAAAGGAAUUUCUAAUUUUGGCGAUGAAAUAGUAAAGUUCCCUAAAUUAAUGGAUCUUAUAAUCACACUUGAAUAAAAUUUGAUCUAGGAUGAAGGUAUUGUCUAUAUGUCUCAAAAAUUAGGAGAACAUAAGAUUUUAAAGCUUUUAAACCUAGAUUUAUAUGAUAAUGAAUUUGGAGACACAGGAGCUUCUGGUAUAGGUGUUGGAUUAUCUCAAAGUUAGUCAUUAAAAUAAUUAAGCUUAACAUUAGGUAAAAACAAGAUUACGGAUUUAGGGAUAUCUGAUUGUUUCUAAGAACUAGCUAUUUGUGAAACAAUAUCUUCAAUAACUUUAAUAACAUCUUAACUAUAAAUAAAAGAUAAAGGAAUGAAAGGAAUAGGAGAUGCGUUAUCUUAGUAUUCUAAUCUUUCAACAAUCUAUUUUAAUCUUUAUAAUAAUGGAAUAACUGAUUAAGGACUAUCGAAAUUUUCAUAAGGGUUAGAAAUAUGCAUAAAUUUAGUGAAUAUUUCUAUUAAUCUAAUAUAAAAUAAUAUUGGAGAUAAAGGAAUUGGUUCUCUAUCACAGAAGUUACCUCAUCUAAGAUACCUAACAUCUUUACAACUUUUAUUAGCAAAGAAUAAGAUACAAAAAAAAGGAGCUAGCUCUCUUGGGUUAAGUUUAUCUUAAUGUGCUAAUUUAUCUUCAUUACAAAUUAAUUUAGAUGAAAACUAGCUAGAUUAAUAAGCUAUUACUGACUUAACUAGCAAUUUGGCAAACUGCACCAAUCUUAAAGCUAUUUCUAUAGAUUUAUACAAAUCAGGGGUGUAGGACAAAGGUGUUACAGGAUUGGGAAUAGGAAUUUCUAAAAUACAGUCAUUAGUUUCAUUAGAUUUAAAUCUAAACAGUAAUUCCAUUAGAGAUCAAGGUGUUUAAAGCUUAAUUUUUGGAAUAGCUAAAUGCUAAAAUUUAUGUAGAUUAAACCUUAACCUGAAUAUGAAUGAGAUAGAUGAUGAAGGAGCUGGAAGCUUGGGAUAGGGUUUAUCAUAAUGCUAAAAACUAGCUGAUUUAAUACUUAAUAUUAAAUACAAUAAAUAUAAUCCUGAAGGUUAAAUUCAGUUUGCAAAAGGUCUAAGAAAGUGUAAACGCUUGAAAUUUUUAAAUCUAACCAUAAGUAAUUAGUUGAAUUUGAAUCCAGUUUUAUUCAAGAUUCUGAGAUUAGUUUUGUAUAAAAUGAAUUGA